AUGUCUGCUCAAGAAACAUGCCAGUGCAACAAGCAAUCCUCAGAGAACUGCCACUGUGAUGGUGAGUGCAAGUGUCAUCAGAAGGAAUGCAAAUGCAACGAAGGCUGCAUGUGUGGAAACGAUUGCCACUGCACAAAAGACAACAAAUGCUCACCAGAUUGCCAUUGUGGAGAAGGCUGCCAUUGCAACGAAGGCUGCAAGUGUGGAAACGAUUGCCACUGCACAAAAGACAACAAAUGCUCACCAGAUUGCCAUUGUGAUCAUUAA
Trichomonas vaginalis G3 is the source of this 267-nucleotide messenger RNA. Its product is annotated as cysteine-rich, acidic integral membrane protein-related family. Bases 1 to 267 code for a protein of 88 amino acids. The transcript has a single exon. Lineage: Eukaryota; Parabasalia; Trichomonadida; Trichomonadidae. The record is from RefSeq and is a predicted model, not a curated record.